Hibiscus syriacus is the source of this 1114-nucleotide messenger RNA. Its product is annotated as beta-1,2-xylosyltransferase-like. The record is from RefSeq and is a predicted model, not a curated record. Bases 61 to 990 code for a protein of 309 amino acids. The transcript is spliced from 2 exons. Lineage: Eukaryota; Viridiplantae; Streptophyta; Magnoliopsida; Malvales; Malvaceae.
UGAACAAACUCUGUUUUGAGUAAAACACAGUCGUCGAGACAUCUCAGAAACGCGAAAGUCAUGAGCAAGAAGCAGUGGACUCUUCUCAAGAUCCUCUUAGCUCUCUUUGCUUUAAACUCCAUCUCUCUUUACUUUUACUUCGCCUCCAGCCACCACAACCACCACCGGUACCUUGAUGAAAACUGUCGCGACACGACGGCUGAGGGUUUUCCCGGAAUGAUCCCACACCGUGGACCUCACUUGUCGAAGCCCUGGCCGAUCAUCCGAUCGUAUCUUCCCUGGUCUUUGACCUCCAACGCAGCUCCAAAGUCAUGCGAAGCUUAUUUCGGGAAUGGGUUUACAAAGGUAGCUGAUGUUCUGUUCCCAAAAGCCACCGUGAGUUCAGGGUCGAGUUGGUUCAGGUGUCAUUACUCCGAGACCUUGAAAAGUUCGGUCUGUGAAGGUGGGAAGAUAAGGAUCGAUCCCGAGAAGAUUAAGAUGUCGAGAGGAGGUGAAAAGCUGGAAGAUGUUAUUGGGAGAACUGAAGAAGAAGAAUUGCCUGAGUUCGAAGAUGGAGCUUUACAGGUUGAAGUUCAAGGAGGAGGACCGAGGUUAAAGGGAAAGAAGCUUGUUGGGGGUGAGUUUUUGGACCAAUUCUUGCCUGUUGGGAAUGUUUUGAAGCAUACCAUGAGGGAAUUAGUGAAGUCUAUUGUUGUUAUGGAUGAAAGUGAUUUUACUUGCCAAGAGUGGGUAGAGGAGCCUACACUUCUGAUAACAAGAUUAGAGUAUUCAAACCUUUUCCACACCGUGUCGGAUUGGUACAGUGCGUAUGUUUAUUCUAGGGUUUCCGGCUUGCCGAAUCAGCUGCAUUUGGUCUUUGUGGAUGGUCAUUGUGAGGUAUACAUGCUCAGUAGUCCAUAUUCGGUCUCUAUUAAUGUCACCUUUCUUCUCUUUAGAAUAUCAUCGUUCUUUCAUUGCCAUGUUUAUCCAUUCAUUAUGUACAAUAAUUAAUGAGAAAAAUAUCAAUGUUUUCAUGUUGGACGGUCGUCCUUUCUGGUCCGAAUGAAAUGAAGUGAGAGUGUUUGAAGAUAGGAUCGGAAGGAAUCUUCGGUUAGUGAGUGUUUCUCGACGAUCU